Molecule: messenger RNA, 962 nt
Organism: Tarenaya hassleriana
Lineage: Eukaryota; Viridiplantae; Streptophyta; Magnoliopsida; Brassicales; Cleomaceae
Product: 50S ribosomal protein L27-like
Exons: 5
Coding region: 306-779 (157 amino acids)
Biological process (GO): translation
Cellular component (GO): ribosome
Molecular function (GO): structural constituent of ribosome
Source: RefSeq, a predicted model, not a curated record
AACGAUACUCUCCCUCCCCUUUCCUCUUCGUGUCUCCGUCGCCGCCACCGUUUUCUUUUUCAGGACUCGCCGCCUGUGUGUUUCCGCCGGCAUCGAAAGUCUCGGAUGGACCUUGCAAUUCCGCCUGAUUCACCGUGAAACGGUGAAUUUGAUCCGAGUUUUGGUGGCAAGUAAGGGCUUUUACGGUGGAAUUAUCGCCCACGGAAAGCCAAAAUCGACCUCGGAAUUUAGGUUACUGGUGGCUUCCAGCGGGAACCGGAUUGAUUAGUGAUUUUGGUGCUCUCUCUCUUUUUGAAAUUCUAAAAAUGAAUGUAUUCAAUUCAGCUGCAUCGAUAUGCAGAAGGGUUAGUUUGAGGGAACUGAUCUCCGAAGCUCCCGUAUACAAUAGCUGCAUUUCUGAUGGUUCUUCCAACGGGUUGAGCGUGGUUUUUAAGCGUUGGGCUACUAAGAAGACCGCUGGAUCCACAAAGAAUGGGCGAGACUCUAAGCCCAAGAAUCUUGGUGUCAAGAAAUUCGGAGGAGAGAAUGUGAUACCGGGAAACAUCAUAGUCCGACAAAGGGGAACACGGUUUCACCCAGGGGACUAUGUCGGGAUUGGUAAGGACCACACCCUCUUCGCAUUGAAGGAAGGGCGUGUGAGAUUUGAGACGCACAAACUGAGCGGACGCAAGUGGGUGCACGUUGAUCCGAAGGAGGGUCAUGUUCUUCACCCUGUCUUCCUGAAAGCUUCUGCUGCUGCUGCCUCUGAUUCAACAAAGAUGGAUACAGCUUCUUUGUGAAACUCAGGUUCACAAGGUUUUGAUCCCAAAAAAAAAUCUCUCUUUUGUUUGCCUGUUUAAAUGCGUUGAAACAGCAAAACUCUGAGACAUUUCAAGUGCUCUGUUUCCUGUUUACUGUUAAAGACUUUUUGAGUCUUGUCUUUGUGUCAGCUGCUUCAUCCAAAAACCCUCGACGCCUCCUUU